Rhineura floridana is the source of this 2027-nucleotide messenger RNA. RefSeq names its product mitochondrial ribosomal protein S10 (gene MRPS10). The transcript is spliced from 7 exons. The record is from RefSeq and is a predicted model, not a curated record. Gene Ontology annotation, cellular component: mitochondrion; ribosome; mitochondrial small ribosomal subunit. Gene Ontology annotation, molecular function: structural constituent of ribosome. NCBI's taxonomy places the organism in Eukaryota, Metazoa, Chordata, Lepidosauria, Squamata, Rhineuridae. Gene Ontology annotation, biological process: translation. Bases 1097 to 1744 code for a protein of 215 amino acids.
GUAGAUGGUCUCUGGCCCCUUCAGCAGUUGCUGCUUUUGUAGCUGGAGAGAGACAGGGCCCCGCCCUUCCAGGCCAGGUGGAAAACAGCCAGAAAUGCAGGGAGCAGGUCUUGCAGAAACUCACACAGGUAGAUGGUGGGAAAAACAGAAGGGAGUAGAAAAAGAGGAAGGCCAAACAAGAGAUGGAUUGAUUCCAUAAAGGAAGCCACAGAUCUGAACAGGGUGGUUCAUAACAACUGCUCUUGGAGGUCACUGAUGCAUAGGGUCACCAUAAGUCAUAAUCGACUUGAAGGCACGUAACAAAAUUACUUAAUGCAUAUAGUUUUCCAACUGAGACUUGCAAAUGAAAAUUUUAUAAGCCUGUGUUGUUGGAGUUAUUAACAAUGUAAAAAUCAAUGAUCUAUUCCUUAAAAGGUAGUAAAAGAAUGAUCCCUUUUGGGUAGAGUGUAGCAAUUCAUCCCAGUUGACAUAGUCUUUGUGGGAAUUUCUGUUGGUGGUCUUGCAUAGCCUUUAAUGAUUAAAAGCUGUUUCAGUGUAGUGGGCCCCAGCCUGUGGAACUCCCUCCCAACUGAGACUAGACAGGCACUCUCUUGUUGAAGUCCAGGCACGUGACUAAAACAUUCUUAUUAGAGCAACUGAGACUAGACAGGCAUUUUAAGAUAGUGUUUGUUUUUAAUGAUGGUUUUGUUUUCUGUAUGGCUUUUUAUGUACAUCACUUAGAAAUUCAAAUGAUUAAGCAGUAUAUAAUGGUUUCAAAUAAAAAAUAAUACACCAAAGAUAGUAAUAGCCAUUAAAAACUGCAGAGGGAGCAGACUUGCCACUUUUUUUUUUAGUAGGUCAUCACUGUCUUUAUCAUUCUUCUAUCAGGCAAAAUUUCAAGAGGCUUUCCCAGUGACUUUCUUCAUGCUGGAAAAAGUUGUACAUGCUGGAUUUGGUUGCCACACAUCUUUUAGAAGUGCCCCAGAACCACAGUGACAAACCUUAUGGGGUUCCCUUUAGGAGGGAUAUAAAUUUAACAAUAAAAAAUAAAAUACUGGUGGCUGCUUAAGGAUUGUUGUAUGCAUCUCAUACAACAGCAUGGGACAAAAAUGGUUCUAUGUCAUUGCUGCCUGGCAAGGGAAAUAACAAUGCUGUUUUUCCCCCUCCGCUAUUAGAUCACUGUCCUUUGCUGCUUCCAUUGCUGCAGGGGCCAGAGAAUUUCCUUUUAACAAGAAGAAUUCCACUAAAGCAAUGUAGCUUUCUUCAAAGCAAUCACUUGAUAUGGUUUCAGUUUUCAGGAGCCCAUACUGAUAUUCAACAGCCCAAGGUGAACCCUCUGGUAUCUGUUUCUGAUGAGCCAGACACACUAUAUAGGAGACUGACUGUUUUGGUGAAAGGUCAUGACAGAGUUGUGUUGGAUAGUUAUGAGUAUUUCAUGGUGCUUGCUGCUAAAGAACUUGGUCUCACCCUUGAAAAAGUAGAAGAGCCUCCAAGGAAGAUAGAACGAUUCACACUUCUAAAAUCAGUGCACAUUUUCAAGAAGCACAGAGUUCAGUACGAAAUGAGGACACAUUACCGCUAUAUAGAGUUAAAGCAUUUAACUGGCAGCACAGCCAAUGUUUACUUGGAAUACAUUCAACGAAACUUACCUGAAGGGGUUGCUAUGGAAGUAAAAAAGACCAGAUUAGAAAGCCUUCCUGAACAUAUUCAGACACCUGUUUGGGACACGCUACCUCAAGUAGAAGAAUCAGCAAGUAAAUCAUAAAUGCCUAGUCUGAAGAUCCCCACCCCCCAAGCCUUUAUAAAUAGAAAUUAAUUGUAACAUUGUCAUUGUGUUAAAGAGAUCUACACUAAAUUCUGAAACUGUAACAGGCUAGUUUUUAAUGGGCUUGUUUCUUGACCAAACAGCUGUAAUUUUAUUUCUCAAAAGACAGCUCAUCUGAGAAGAGACUGAGAACAGAUGUUUGACAGAAGUGGUGUUGCCAUCAUUUGUUUUUGUAUUAUGAUAUGCUUGAACAGGUUAAAAUAAACUAGUACUAUACAUGAAA